Messenger RNA from Amphimedon queenslandica, 3147 nucleotides. RefSeq lists its product as uncharacterized. The transcript has 3 exons. NCBI's taxonomy places the organism in Eukaryota, Metazoa, Porifera, Demospongiae, Haplosclerida, Niphatidae. The record is from RefSeq and is a predicted model, not a curated record. The coding region runs from base 2037 to 2993 and encodes 318 amino acids.
UGAAAGUCAAGUUCAAAUACAUUCACAGUUUCUUAUUAUAAUUACAUGUACUGUACAUUGUAGAUGAGCUACUGAGGUGAUGUAAGGUGGGUGGGUUAUGUGUGAAAAAGUUAGUUGACAAGUAGAUACAAGAAUGGCUUCAUCAGAUUCAGGCAAGUUUACCAUUGUAUUAACAACAGGAUGAGUAUCAUUUGUAUAAUAGAUGCAUAUCAAUGUGGUCCAGGACUAUGUGUUAUUAUUAAUAACAUGAAAUUUGAUGCUCCAGGAUUAAAUGAUUUUACAAGUGGUGAGAAGGAUGAGGCUUUGGUUUUUUCCAAAAAUGGCUCCAAAAUCAUACCAAAUUUUUAUUACAUUCUUUGAUACAUAUUGAUGUCCUUACACACCUCUACUGUACAUAUUAUGCAUACUCAUAAAAUUACAUGUAAUUCUGUUUUGUCCUCCUUAGGCCUGAGACUGUUAGGUUGGACUAUCAAUAAUGAAACUGUCUUUGAUACAAUAAUGAUGACAUUAGCAUUAACAGAGGAGGUGUGACGAAAAGAAGAUAAACAUACGUCACUAUGGAGAUGGGACUGUUAGUUAUUAAUGUAGUUAUUAAGUAUAGUUAUAUUAUUCUACCAUGCCUAGUUGCAAUUGACCAAUCAGAUUGCUUGCUUUUAGGUUCAUAAAUAACUUAUUUACCACUAGGAGGUUUGAUAAGUAAUUUCCCUGGUAAUAGGAGGUUAAUAAGUUUGCCCGGGGGGUUGAUAAGUUUGUCCGGGAGGUUAAUAAGUUUGCCCGGGAGGUUAAUAAGUUUGCCCGGGAAAUUACUUAUUAACCUCCUGCUAAAAAUAGGCAUGCAUGCAAUGCUGUUGGUAAGUGUUGCUAAGUAAACUAGUUGUUUAUUUUAGUACAUGGUAGAAGUUGGUUAUACAACUCUGUGUCGGUAUCUAUGGCCUUAUCAUACCUCGGGCCUACGGCCCUCGGUAUGAUAAAUGCCAUAGAUACCUCACCUCGUUGUAUAACCUAUACGUAUAGUUAUUAAGUUUAGUUGUUUAGUGUAGUUAUAACAUUCAUACACAGGUAAUGUGGCAGCAUUUGCAGAAGUUUUGAAAAAUGAUUGACAAGUUUAUAAAAAUCAUAAGGAAUAGUCAUCAAGUCAGGCUCAAUAUAUUUACUGUUCUAGGCACUUGUGAAAAGUAGCACGUUUGUUGAAAAAAUAUAUCAUAUAAAAAUUUGCAUUGGAUGCAAAUAGCCAAGUUAUUACAGUUUUAUUUUUAUUGCUGGCUUAAUAAGGACAUGCACAUGACAUGGAGUAAUGCAAACUAAACCAGUCACACCACAAAAAGCAGCUUCAACAAAAAGAUAGACAAGGAGAAUCAUGGCUUCAAGGGCAGCAUCAGAUAAAUAUUUUUACAGUAUAGAGUUUAAUUAAUCUAUUGAUCAUUUCAGUAUCACUGGUAGUGGCCAUGAGAGGGAGACACCUUAUCUAACUCAUCCUGUCUUUAAUAGUAUUAUCAUUCAAAGGCUAAGUUGUUAUGUUACAUGAAGUCACUCUAUGAUACUACUGGGUUCCGGAUCCUGUACUAUGAAACUCAACCCUAUCAGUGCUCUACUCCCAGUGUCCCUGCCUCAGUUCAACACCAUCCAUCCAUAUGUACCCAGUAACCAGACCACUGGGUAUCAUGGAUAUCAUGAGCCUCAUGGCAGCUCAAGGGCGUCGUAUCUGGGGGUCUGUAGGAUUUACCAGAGAGCAGACAUACACGUUCAGAUUCUAGCUUUUAUAUUGUGUGCUAAUCUUUUCUUCCUUUAUGCUAUUAAUGUGUUACUUGUAAAGAGUUUUUUGAUAAUAAUUAUUAUGAAUUUUAGCUGUUGUACCCAUACUAUAUGGUAAGUAUGCAUGUGCUGUGUAUGAAUUCAACUGUGAGGUUGGUAGUCACCCCACUAGUUAAGUUACUAUAGUUAUUAAUCAGCUGAUGUCAUGUGUAUAUAAAGGAAUCAGUAUACAGUCUGCUACUACAUAUCUGGAAGGUAGGAACGACUAUUAUUUCUAAGUUAAAAUGCCUUUCGUAUCAGUCACUCAGAUAGAGGAAUUCUUUACAGAUUUACAUUCAAAGCUGCCAGGCAUUGCAAAUGCUUUCGGUAAUUCUGCUUCCGAAGUCAAAGCAUUGGUGCAAGAGGCAAAAGAUGAGCUGGAUGAAAUACGUAAAUGCAAUGAAGUGAGGCGGGUACAUGAAGUAAAGGUUUCAUAUCAACAUUUGAACAGCACCAUGGAAGCAGUUCACACAUACCUUGAUAAAGUUGAUGAUCUUUUUUGGAAAAUUGACAAUAAGACUGCUACUGUAAUACAAGACGUAGAGGAAGAGGAUUUCAAAAGUGUUGCACAGUUGAUUGUUGAAAUCAACGAAACAAUUCAAGACUGCAAGGAACAGUGUGCAGUACUUCUUGAACGUUGUCGAGAAUUUGCGACAAGUUGUGAUAGAGCUGAAAGAGAGUGCAGGAGACUAGAAAAUGAAGCAGAAGAGAAACAAUUGAGAGCACGAGUAGCUGGUGGAGCAGCUACUGCAGGAGUAGCAGCUGCUGGUAUAGCAGCAUCAGUACUAAUUGGAGUAUUUACUGCCGGGAUUGGAACUGCUAUUGGUGUACCUCUUACAGUAGCAGCAACAGCAGCUACUACAACUGCAGCUGGAGCAACCACAAUUAUUCUUUCUCACAAGUUUGGUAAAGCAGCAGAGUCGUUUGGUAAAAUAAGUAGAAGAUUCCAGAGACUUCGGAGUAACAUAAACACCACACAAGAUAGAGUAAAUCGAAUCAUGAGUCUUCCAGGGGUUAAUUUUGAAUUUAAUGAGCAGAUCUCAGUAACAAUAUCUGCAUAUGGCGAACAUUUCGGUCUUGUUAGAGCUCUGAGGACUACUCAAGAUGAAAGUACAGCAUUGUACCAUCAGACUUCUAAUGGACUAAGCAUUACAGCAAACAGUAAAGACUCCUUGCGUGAAAAGUAUCAAAGCAUAUAUUAGUAACAUUAAAAGUAACUGUUUGAUUUUGCAACAAACUUUCUUAUUAAUAAUUAAUAUUAUUUGUAUUGUAGAUGUUUUUUAUAGCUAUAAUGAUAUGAUAGUUUACAUUUAAAAAUUCUAUUAAUUUUUAGUAAGUAUAUGACUUAUGGCACUA